GGAGGAGGAGGGGAGUCGCCAAAGUCCUGGGCGAGGCGCUUCUUCCUCGGGGCGCCCUGUUUCCACGCACGGCCUGCGCCCCCCUUUCCCCUCCCAGGAUGAGCAGCAGCCAGUUCAACAAGGGCCCCAGUUAUGGCUUGUCGGCUGAGGUCAAGAACCGGCUCGCCCAAAAGUAUGACCCCCAGAAAGAGGCCGAGUUGCGGGUUUGGAUAGAGAACAUCACCGGACGGGAGAUCGGCCCCGAUUUCCAGAAAGGGCUGAAAGACGGGGUCCUGCUUUGCGAGCUAAUGAACAAGCUUCAUCCCGGAUCAAUACGGAAGAUCAAUCGCUCCGCCCUCAAUUGGCACCAGCUGGAAAACCUCUCCAACUUCAUCAAGGCCACAAUCAGCUACGGACUGAAGCCGGUCGACUUGUUUGAGGCCAACGACUUGUAUGAAAACGGGAACAUGACCCAGGUCCAAGUGUCACUCCUGGCCCUGGCGGGAAUGGCCAAGACAAAAGGGAUCGAGAGCGGGGUGGACAUCGGGGUCAAAUACUCGGAACGGCAGGAGCGGAGCUUCGACGACGCCAAACUCAAGGCCGGCCACUGCGUCAUCGGCCUCCAGAUGGGGACCAACAAGUGUGCCAGCCAGUCGGGCAUGACGGCCUACGGGACGCGGCGCCACCUCUACGACCCCAAGAACCAGAUCCUGGCCCCCAUGGACCACUCCACCAUCAGCCUCCAGAUGGGCACCAACAAGUGCGCCAGCCAGGUGGGCAUGACGGCGCCCGGCACCCGGCGGCACAUUUACGACGCCAAGCUGGGCACCGAGAAGUGCGACGACGGCUCCAUGUCUCUGCAGAUGGGCUCCAACCUGGGCGCCAACCAGAGCGGGCAGGUCUUCGGCCUCGGGCGCCAGAUCUACGACCCUAAGUACUGCCCACAGAGCGCGGCCGCCGGACAGGCCGACAACGCCGCCCGGAACGAGUAUUACUACUACCCGGAGGACGACGAGGUUGACGCCGACGCCGACCAGUGAACCCGGAUCCCGUCGCAAAAUGGGACACAAUUUACGCCCAUGACGGAGUGUGUUCGGAGCCAGAGGGCGGAAUGUAAACAUUAGAGGUCAUCUAGUCUGACCCCAAUGGGACCCUCGAUUAAAAUAUUGGGGUCACUAGAGGUCAUCUAGUCUGAUCCCAAUGAACCCUCUAUUAAAAUAUUGGGAUCACUAGAGGUCAUCUACUCUGACCCCAAUGGGACCCUCUAUUAAAAUAUUGGGGUCACUAGAGGUCAUCUACUCUGACCCCAAUGGGACCCUCUAUUAAAAUAUUGGGGACACUAGAAGUUAUCUAGCCUGACCCCAAUGGGACCCUCGAUUAAAAUAUUGGGGUCACUAGAGGUCUUCUAGUCUGACCCCAACGGGACCUAUUAAAAUAUUGGGGUCACUAGAGGUCAUGUAGCCUGACCCCAAUGGGACCCAAUGUUAAAAUAUUGGGGUCACUAGAGGUCAUCUAGUCUGACCCCAAUGGGACCCAAUGUUAAAAUAUUGGGGACACUUGAGGUCGUCUAGUCUGACCACAAUGGGACCCAAUGUUAAAAUAUUGGGGUCACUAGAGGUCAUCUAGCCUGACCCCAAUGGGACCCUCUAUUAAAAUAUUGGGGUCACUAGAGGUCAUCUAGCCUGACCCCAAUGGGACCCUCGAUUAAAAUAUUGGGGUCACUAGAGGUCAUCUAGUCUGAUCCCAAUGAACCCUCUAUUAAAAUAUUGGGGUCACUAGAGGUCAUCUAGUCUGACCAGAAUGGGACCCAAUGUUAAAAUAUUGGGGUCACUAGAGGUCAUCUAGCCUGACCCCAAUGGGACCCUCUAUUAAAAUAUUGGGGUCACUAGAGGUCAUCUAGCCUGACCCCAAUGGGACCCAAUGUUAAAAUAUUGGAGGGGACACUAGAGGUCAUCUAGAUUAAAGUAUAGGAGGGGACACUAGAGGUCAUCUAGUCUGGCCUCAAUGGGACCCUCUAUUAAAAUAUCCCUAAUAUAAUAUAAUCCAGUUGCCCAAAAUGCUUCAAAAUGUAAUAUUUUGUGCGCCAUAGACAUCGGAGGGGACCCUAAAGGCCAUCUAAUCUGACAUCCGCCACUGAAGUAUCCCUAAUAUGGAACUUUCCUUCUAUUCAAUUCGAAUGCAAUUCCCUAAAAUCUCACGGCUGCUCUGGAACUUCUCGAGUGACCAAGAAAUCAAGUUAUUUCCCCCUCAAAAAGGGGUUUUGCGUGCCUUUUAUAUAUAAUACUAAAGCCGAGGAACAUACUGAUCUAUUUUUUUUCCAGCUCUUGAGGGACCAAUAUUUUUUACCAAGAGGUGCAUAUUAUUUAGUACCUUUAUAUAUAUAUAUAUAUAUAUAUAUAUACUGGAGGAAAGGGAUUUUUUAAUUAUUGUUAUUAUUAUUAUUAUAUGGAACGUUUAAAUAUAGGAUUGCUUUUUCAACACACGGAGAAUCCCAACUUGAGACCUGGGUUUGAAUCCUGCGAGGAAAAAGCCGAAGGGGGUUUUGCAAGUCGCUUCAAAACUGGAUGCCAAACUGGGUUCGAAAGACCCCCAUAAUGUGAAACAUGUCAUGUGUGAUUAUAGGCAAUAAAAGGAGAAACAAA
Messenger RNA from Anolis carolinensis (green anole), 2621 nucleotides. RefSeq names its product calponin 2 (gene cnn2). Bases 99 to 1019 code for a protein of 306 amino acids. The transcript is spliced from 7 exons. The record is from RefSeq and is a predicted model, not a curated record. Gene Ontology annotation, biological process: actomyosin structure organization; actin filament organization. Gene Ontology annotation, molecular function: actin filament binding. Lineage: Eukaryota; Metazoa; Chordata; Lepidosauria; Squamata; Anolidae. Gene Ontology annotation, cellular component: actin cytoskeleton; focal adhesion.